Prunus armeniaca (apricot) is the source of this 1530-nucleotide messenger RNA. The record is from the annotation of a GenBank genome assembly. Lineage: Eukaryota; Viridiplantae; Streptophyta; Magnoliopsida; Rosales; Rosaceae.
AUGGAUACCUUGUUUAGACUAGUCAGUCUCCAAUCUGAUCACCAUCAAUCUUUCAACAACUCAACCACCACCAGAACCUCAACACCAACAACUACCACCACUACUUCCAGCAGCUCUAGAUCCUCCUUCCUCAGCCCCCCUCAUCAAAACCCUCACCCUAAUUACCCCCACCAAAACGACGACGUCGAAGAAUGCUUCAACUUUUUCAUGGAUGAAGAAGACUUCUCCUCGUCUUCUUCCAAACACUACUACCCAUCAAACCACCCAACCCCGCCAACCCCAAACCCUCUCCUCACCACCACAACCACUCCCACACCCACAGAUUUCUCCUUCUCACCCGCCCUCAUCAACUUCGAGCUCUCCAACGGCAAGUGGGCUCCGGAGCUCCUCUUGGAGACCGCCAAGGCCAUCGCCGACAAGAACAGCUCCCGCGUCCAGCAGCUCAUGUGGAUGCUCAACGAGCUCGGCAGCCCGUACGGCGACACCGACCAGAAGCUCACCUCCUAUUUCCUCCAGGCUCUUUUCAGCCGCAUGACCGACUCCGGCGACCGCUGCUACCGAACCCUAAUCUCCGCCUCGGAGAAAACGUGCUCCUUCGAGUCCACCAGAAAAAUGGUGCUCAAAUUCCAGGAGGUCAGCCCUUGGACCACUUUCGGACACGUGGCGUGCAAUGGGGCAAUCAUGGAAGCCUUCGAUGGAGAGCCCAAGCUCCACAUAAUCGACAUCAGCAACACUUACUGCACCCAGUGGCCGACGCUGCUCGAGGCCCUGGCCACCCGAACUGAUGAGACGCCGCACUUGCGCCUCACUACUGUGGUUGCCACCAGAGCCAGCGACAGCUCUGGUGGUGCACCAGCGCAGAAAGUAAUGAAGGAAAUUGGCGCCAGAAUGGAGAAGUUCGCCCGAUUGAUGGGCGUGCCUUUCAAAUUCAACGCGGUCCAUCACUCCGGCGAUCUCUCCGAGCUGAAUUUAUCAGAGCUGGAUAUCAGAGACGAUGAGGCCCUGGCCGUCAACUGUGUUGGCACUCUACACUCAAUCCAAGCCGUUGGAAACCGGCGUGAUUAUUUGGUGUCUGCGUUCCGGAGCUUGAGACCGAGGAUCAUCACUCUCGUGGAGGAAGAGGCUGAUCUCGACGUUGGGGUUGACGGGCUUGACUUUGUCCACGGCUUUCAAGAGUGCUUGAGAUGGUUUAGGGUUUACUUCGAGGCGCUGGACGAGAGCUUCGCCAGGACCAGCAACGAGCGAUUGAUGCUCGAGCGGGCAGCAGGUCGAGCCGUCGUCGAUUUGGUGGCCUGCGCGCCGUCAGAGUCGGUUGAAAGGCGCGAGACCGCCGCUCGCUGGUCAAGGCGAAUGCAUGGGGCCGGGUUUAGCCCCGUGACGUUUAGUGAUGAGGUGUGCGAUGACGUACGCGCCUUGUUGAGGAGGUACAAGGAAGGUUGGGCAAUGACACAGUGCUCGGAAGCCGGCGCUGGAAUAUUCCUUUCGUGGAAGGAUCAGCCCGUGGUUUGGGCCAGCGCUUGGAGGCCUUGA